AUGACCAAAGUCAUUAUUCAACCCGACGAGUUAACGACUGCAGCCUCUGUCCUCUCCUUGAGCCCUCUCGAUAUCAAAUUCUCUGCUCCUGCUCGGCUCUACCGUUCCCAAUUUUCAUCCGAAUGGGAAUACUCUGGAUCCUAUGGAAUUGUUACCGUGAACGUUGAUAAAGCCUCUUCUGCUGCUUUCAUCCGAUUGGUAGAUUUAGUAAAGAAAAAGGUGGUCAUGGAACAAGAAUGUUAUGAAGGUUUUGAAUACUUGAUCUUGGCUGAUAACUUCCAUGCGUUUGAAGCAGACAAUCAUUUUGUGGGUUUGUUGUUUGCGGAACGUUUUGAUGCUGCUACCUUUGGAAAGCAAGUGAGUCAAUUGAUUCGUUUGACGAGUGGAGGAAGCAUCAAUCCACCAACCUCAUCAUCACCACAACCACAACAACAGUUACCUCCCAAACCUACAACUCGUAUCACAACGUCCGAUACUGGUGGUGAAUCUGUAAAGAAAAGUGGUUCUACUUCUUCAGUAACAACAACUCCAACAAAAAGUGCAGAACCUGAGAAGAAAGAAUCUGGUGGUGGUUUCUUAAGUAAAUUCUGGUCCAAGGAUAAAAAGCAAACACCAGAUCGCUCCACGAUCAAGAUCUCUGGACCCAAGAUUGAAAAGUUUAAACAUGUUUCUCACAUUGGAUUUGACCCAAAGAAGGGAUUCACUGAAAUUCCUCCUGAGUGGAAGUCCAUCUUUGAGAAGGCAGGUAUUUCUGAAGAGGAAUUGAAGGAUAAGAAAACUGCCAAGUUCUUGUUGCAAACGAUUGCCACUGUGGGAAGUGGAGAUGGAAAUGCAACCUUUGCAACUCCACCACCUCCAAUGGAUCAUGGAAACUUGCCAAAACCUCCAAGCAGUAGACCUCCACCUCCUCCAUUUAAGGGCGCAUCCAGCAGUGCCAGUAGUAGUAGUAGCACGAGUACUAGUAACACUGGUGGUGGGUUUGUUCCACCUCCUCCAAUGAAUGUACCAAUUGUCGCCAAUAAUAUUCCUCCUCCACCAUCUUUGGCUCAAGCUGUUGCUGUGACAAGUCCAUCCAUUACCGGUGAUGAGAGCGGAGGCGGUGGUUACACGGGAAUGGACAUGUUGUCAGAGAUUAAAGCAAAAAAGCUAAAGUCUGUGAAACAAGAGGAUUUACCUGACGUUACUCGCAUGCAAGAGAGCGAACAAAAUAGUUUAGCUCUCUCUCUUCAAAAAGCCAUGGAGCUGAGAAGAGCAAAAGUUGAAAUGUCAAGCGAAGAAGAGGAUGACGAUGAAGACGAUGAUUGGGAAUUGUAA
Messenger RNA from Naegleria fowleri, 1314 nucleotides. RefSeq lists its product as uncharacterized. Gene Ontology annotation, biological process: actin filament organization. The coding region runs from base 1 to 1314 and encodes 437 amino acids. The transcript has a single exon. NCBI's taxonomy places the organism in Eukaryota, Heterolobosea, Eutetramitea, Acrasida, Naegleriidae. The record is from RefSeq and is a predicted model, not a curated record.